CUCCUUGUAUCAAAAAAGCUAAGCACAAAAAUGUACUUCUUUCUUCUUGUCUUACUGUACUUUGCUCGGGGAUUAAACCCAGUAGAUUCGUUCUCCCUCACAUUUGAAACCAACAAUACCAAUCACAGUAUUAUAAUGGCUAAUAACAUUACAGUUCUCCCAGAAUGUUAGAGCAAAUGCGGAAAACUGACCAUACCAUAUCCAUUUGGCAUCAACUCAAGGUGUUCAAUAAACCCCACCUUUGUUGUUACAUGCAACGAUACUGAAGAUCCUCCCAAGGCGUUCUUGAUGGGUGGCAACGUUCAAGUUGUAGACAUAUCCAACACCCAGUUGCGAAUCACUAAUAGUGUGGCUUACAGUUGCUAUAGUCCAUUGGGCGAGGUAACUUCUACCAAGAAUUCUUCUAUCGAAUUGGGAGCUACUUCCUACAUGUAUUCUGAUGAUAACGUAUUCACUGUUAUUGGUUGUGACGACUUUGGCAAUGUGCUGAAUAAUGAUUAUAGCAGCUUGCCUAAAGGAUGCAGUACCACAUGUGAAAACAUUGAUGAAGUCCGUGAAGACGGGCCUUGUUCAGGCAGUGGCUGUUGUCAAGUAAACAUCAACCUUCUCAAGAAAUUCAAAAUCGUCCUUAAAUCCUUUAAUAACCAUAAAAGCGUAUCAUUAUUCAGUGAUUGCGGCUAUGCAUUUUUAGGCGAGAAGAACUUCAAAUUCAAGGGUAAAUCAGAUCUGAAUGAUUCAGGUUUCUGGAACAGGACUAUGGAGACUGUUCCUAUAGUAUUGGAUUGGGUUAUUGGGAACAGAAAUUGCACUGAAGCAGCUCAGUACAAAAAUUCUUCUGUUUGCUACCAAAAUAGCAAGUGCGUUGACGGAUUUGGAACUCGGUACAGAGGAUAUAGAGGAUAUCGUUGCAACUGCAAUAAAGGUUACCAGGGCAAUCCAUAUCUCAGUCCUGGAUGCCAAGAUAUCAAUGAAUGUGAACAAAAGCAUGAUUGCCAACAACUUUGCAUCAAUACCGAUGGGAAUUAUAUUUGCUCCUGCCGAAGCGGAUACCAUAUUGACGAUUCUAAUCAUAAAAAUUGCAUUGCUGAAAGCUCCAAGCCACUGGUGACCCAGAAAAGCUCCAGGUCCCAAGUAGUCCGGUUUGCAUUAGCUAUCGGGUUUUGUUGCCUUUUGGUAAUUAUUGGAAUGAAUUGGGUGUACUGCAUCAUAAGGCAAAGAAAACAUUCCCAAUUAAGAGAGAAAUUCUUUGAGCAAAACGGGGGUCUCCUCUUAAGACAACAAAGUACGUCUGAGAGUGGGAGUGUUGAGUCUACAAAACAUUUUACUUAUGAAGAACUGAAGAAAGCAACCAACAACUAUGCUGCUGAUAGAAUAGUUGGCGAAGGUGGUUAUGGUAUAGUUUACAAAGGAAUUUUACCUGAUCAGCGUGUAGUGGCAGUCAAAAGAUCUAGAGUAUUGGAUACGAGUCAAAUAGAUCAAUUUAUUAACGAGGUAGUGAUUCUUGCACAGGUUAACCAUAGAAAUGUGGUCAAACUUCUAGGAUGUUGUUUAGAAUGUGAGGUACCGUUGUUGGUAUAUGAGUUUAUAUCCAAUGGUACUCUGUUCCAUCAUGUCCACAGUAUUGCUGGAGGCUUGCCAUGGUUAUCUUUGGACAAUCGGUUGAGAAUUGCUGCUGAAUCUUCCGGUGCUCUAGCAUAUCUUCACUCGGCAGCUUCUAUGCCCAUCAUGCAUAGAGAUGUAAAGCUAGCUAACAUAUUACUGGAUGACAAUUAUGUUUCAAAAAUAUCAGAUUUCGGAGCAUCCAGGUUGGUGCCCAUGGAUCAAACUAAAGUGAUUACAUUAGUCCAAGGAACUUUAGGCUACUUGGAUCCUGAAUACUUCCAUACAGGUGAACUUACCGACAAAAGUGACGUUUAUAGUUUUGGAGUGGUCCUUGCAGAGCUCUUAACCGGUAGAAAACCAAUUUGCAUGGAAAAUUCUGUGGAAGAAAAAAAUUUAGCCACAUAUUUCAUUACCUCCCUCAAAGAAAACAGAUUAUUCCAGGUUCUAGAUCGUCGAGUAGUGAGGGAAGGAACGUUGGAUCAACUUCAUAAUGCUGCUCAACUGGUGAAGAGGUGUCUUAACCUUAAUGGCGAGGAAAGACCAACAAUGAAGGAAGUGACGAUGGAAAUAGAAAAUCUGAGGAAACUUUCUAAGCAUCCGUGGACGCAAGGAAAUGAAGACACUGAGGUCUUAAUAGGUCAGACAGAUUUUCAACAUUCAGAUCUUUACGAAAUUCAACCAAGUUCUUACCAUAAUGUUGUCAAUGACUCCGACCAAUAUAGCUCAAGUACUAUUAGCUUGUUGCAUCCUCCAACCAGCCCUCGCUGAAAUAUGGCACGUUUUGUUAUUUGUGUGAUACACAUGAUAGGUACACUAUGUAAUUAAGCUGUGCAUCUAAUAUAUGAAUGUCUUAUGGCGUAUAAUUUUCAUUUUAAUUAAGUUGUCGAUCAAAUACUGAUGUGUGUACUUGGCUUGCAUCUGUAUGCA
This is a messenger RNA of Daucus carota subsp. sativus, 2529 nucleotides long. Its product is annotated as putative wall-associated receptor kinase-like 16. Lineage: Eukaryota; Viridiplantae; Streptophyta; Magnoliopsida; Apiales; Apiaceae. Gene Ontology annotation, cellular component: plasma membrane. The record is from RefSeq and is a predicted model, not a curated record. Gene Ontology annotation, molecular function: calcium ion binding; protein serine/threonine kinase activity; ATP binding. The coding region runs from base 289 to 2370 and encodes 693 amino acids. Gene Ontology annotation, biological process: cell surface receptor signaling pathway; protein phosphorylation. The transcript is spliced from 3 exons.